AUGUCGGCAACCCUGAUCUCCAACGCUCGCAUCUUUGAUGGCGUCUCGGUCGUAUCAGAGUGUGGUCAUGUUCUGAUUGAGUCCGGUCGCAUUUCACAAAUCUCACCUGAACAGCCUAUGUCGCCGCCGGCAGACUGUGUUGUUGUCGACGCCACCGGCUGUACAUUAAUACCUGGCUUAAUUGAUGCCCAUGUACACGUCUUCCGUGAUGUGGAACUCCUCGAAACAGCCAUUCAGUAUGGUGUCACAACAGUUCUGGAUAUGCACAAUGAGCGCGAGUGGUUUAAAGAGAUCAACGCGAUAACACGCCAGCGCAAUGAUGUGUCUGAUGUUAAGUCAUGCUGCUAUGGUGCAACGAUCAAAAACGGAUGGCCAUCUGCCAUUGUUAGACUUGUCUCACAGGAGGAAAAUUUGGAGGAUCGCAUCUCUAAGUGGCCCAAUCUUACAGACAAGAAUUCGAUCGAAGACUGCAUUGCUAAGAACAAAGCUGCUGGGGCUACCUUCACGAAACUCAUGCAAGAGGAUGGUCAUACCAUGACUCUUCCUUUCCCAGAGCGACCUGUCCCAACUCCGUCGCUAGAAAUGCAGAAAAUGGUUGUCGAUACAUCACAUGAGAACGGAAUGCUGGCUGUUGCCCAUGCCUUAUCCAAUCACUCUACUCUGCAGGUUCUACGGGCAGGCGUCGAUGGUUUGGCCCAUGCAUCUAUCGACCCCAUCAACGAUGAAAUCAUCCAAGCGUUCAAGAAGAAUAAUGCCUUCGUCAUUCCCACACUGGCAAUUCACGCAUCUUCUAGUGGCGAGGAGCAGGAAACCCGGGACAAAUUCGCAAGUGACCUUCAAGGUAAAGAGAAGGAACAUCUGCUUGGGUGUCUGCACAUCACAUCGGACAAAUUCUCUAUCAAAAAUGUCUAUGAGCAGGUGUACACCCCCAAGGAAGCGGGGAUUGACAUUCUCUGUGGAACCGAUACAUCUAUCGACGUUCCGGGUACUCGAGCUGGUAUUUCUGUGCACCAUGAGCUUUGGAUGUAUGUCAAUCGGUGUCGGUUCACGCCCCUCGAGGCACUUGUGUCGGCAACUUCCAAAAUCGCAGAUCGCUUCAGCUUGUCAGACCGUGGUAUAAUCCAGGAAGGUCGGCUCGCAGAUCUUGUACUUGUGUCUGGGAAUCCGACAGAAUCCAUUGACACCAUUGGCAAUAUCAAGACUAUCUGGAGGAAUGGCGAAGCGGUCGUCAAAAAUUGA
Molecule: messenger RNA, 1239 nt
Organism: Penicillium subrubescens
Lineage: Eukaryota; Fungi; Ascomycota; Eurotiomycetes; Eurotiales; Aspergillaceae
Product: amidohydrolase family protein
Exons: 4
Coding region: 1-1239 (412 amino acids)
Molecular function (GO): hydrolase activity, acting on carbon-nitrogen (but not peptide) bonds
Source: RefSeq, a predicted model, not a curated record